UGUUUGGGAGAUCGUAUCGGGAGGGAAAGGAUAUUUACGCUCACGUGCAUUAGACCAGACUUUCUCUCUCACAAAUAGUUUACGUAAACCGCUGCACUGUUUGAGAGGUCGGUAUUUGUGUAUUGGGAUCGAGCCAGACAGAGUAUAAUCAUCAUCAUGGAUUCAAAUAACUUGUGGAAGAUGCUAGUGGGUGUGGCUUUCUCUCUGAUGGUGGUUGGAGCACAGGAUCAGAUUGAGAGUGUAAUUAGACUUAACAAUACACUCUGCCCGCAAAACGCCGUGUGUGCCAAUGUCUUCAGAUAUGAUGAACCAGUAGGGCCCUAUGUGGCGCGCAGCAUCCUCCACUGUAAUUGCAACAACUUUGAUGAAAACGGAGGAUGCCCAUACCUAACGCCGAAUGAAGACAACUCCCUAUAUCAAUCACAAAGAAAUCGGGAAGUGAUCUGUGGGUCAGUAAGGACUAUGUCGGAGUGUAGAGAAGGGCAGAUAGCCAGGGAACGGAAAUCCGACCGAAAAGGAAGAAAUUAUUUCGUUGUGUAUUGUCGCUGUCCAGAACAUACCCGACCAUAUAAUUUGGUAAACAGGUUGAAGGCAACUGUAUCGUUGAGAAUGUUCAAAACCCAAUACCGAUGUAACAUUCUUUAAUGUUUACAUCAGCGAAGGUGUAGUGUAUACGCAGUAUUUAUCCUAUAAACAAUGAACACGUGACCAGUGAUGAGAGAUGGAUUGUUGGCAUUUUUUCAGCUUAAUAAUUAGACAAGCUUCAAACUCGCGGUGUCUGUAUUGCCUACAAUGAACUGGAAGUGUUCGAAUAUGUAAUUUAUACCAUCAUAGUACCGUAUCGUGUUUUUCUCUGUAAAUAUGAUGUUGUUACAAAUUAAAAUGAUCUGAAUAUUA
Ylistrum balloti is the source of this 897-nucleotide messenger RNA. RefSeq lists its product as uncharacterized. The record is from RefSeq and is a predicted model, not a curated record. Lineage: Eukaryota; Metazoa; Mollusca; Bivalvia; Pectinida; Pectinidae. The transcript is spliced from 6 exons. The coding region runs from base 157 to 645 and encodes 162 amino acids.